CCAAGUGAACGUCCUAUUCUUAUUUAAACGGAUUUUCUAGCAAUUCCAAGAUGUUAGGACUCACGUUAGCUUUGUGUGCGGGAUUUUGUGCUGCAAUGGCUUCGUCAUUUGCAAAGUUUGCAAUGUCUCCUUCAAUAAUACGCCAGCUUGUUUGUAACAACGCUUUUCUUCAGUCAAUAAUGAAAGGAAUAACACGAGAUGCAUAUUGUCAAUGGGUUGUURUAUUGUUCAGGGUGUUGUCAUUCUCUCUGGUUUUURUGUUCAAUGCUUUGAUGUGGACCUUGUUUGUCAAGUCACUCAGAAAAUGCUCAUCAACUGCAGUUGCAACAGUAACCAACUCUGGGUCAAACCUUGUAUUUACGGCUAUUUUGGGCAUGGUGUUAUUUGGUGAAACCCAGUCAAUACAAUGGUGGAUGGGUGCAUCUAUGAUUYUAAUAGGUUUGAUAGUGAUACAUCAUAGUAAUAAAUCAAGUCACGAUAAAGACAAGAAUGAAUAGAAAAAUACACAAAAACACAAUAUAGAUUUCUUAAAAUGGUAUUUAUUGACGAAUGUAGCCUAAAAGUAGUGCAGGCAUUUUUCUUUGAGUGUAUUUAUAUUUUGACACCAUAUUAUAAUAAUUUUAAUCAAAAUUUUAGCCAAAGCCAUAGUACAAACUUCAAAUUCAUCGUCUUCCAAAUUCUGAAACAAUAAAACAAGUAAUCUAAUUGUCAAUUUUAU
Messenger RNA from Exaiptasia diaphana, 718 nucleotides. RefSeq names its product transmembrane protein 42-like. The record is from RefSeq and is a predicted model, not a curated record. The transcript has 3 exons. Bases 51 to 497 code for a protein of 148 amino acids. NCBI's taxonomy places the organism in Eukaryota, Metazoa, Cnidaria, Anthozoa, Actiniaria, Aiptasiidae.